Styela clava is the source of this 2761-nucleotide messenger RNA. Its product is annotated as heat shock 70 kDa protein-like. NCBI's taxonomy places the organism in Eukaryota, Metazoa, Chordata, Ascidiacea, Stolidobranchia, Styelidae. Gene Ontology annotation, molecular function: ATP binding; ATP-dependent protein folding chaperone. The record is from RefSeq and is a predicted model, not a curated record.
UGUCGCAAACGUGAACAACCGAUCACCAGAAUAGUUCGAUUUUUCGCGAACGUUUUGAACAGUACAUAAUAGUAUUAUGCCUGCGAUAGGAAUUGAUCUUGGUACUACCUAUUCUUGCGUAGGUGUUUUUCAGCACGGGAAAAUUGAAAUUAUAGCGAAUGAUCAAGGCAAUAGAACAACGCCGAGCUAUGUUGCUUUCAACGAUACAGAGAGACUCAUAGGAGAUGCGGCGAAAAAUCAAGUUGCAAUGAAUCCUACAAACAGCGUUUUCGAUGCAAAACGAUUGAUUGGUAGAAAAUUCGAAGACCAGACUGUGCGUAGCGAUAUGAAACACUGGCCUUUCAAAGUUUUAGAAGUCGACGGUAGACCAAAAAUUGAAGUUAAUUAUAAGAAUGAAACUAAAUCAUUUUAUCCUGAAGAAAUAAGCUCGAUGGUCUUGGUAAAAAUGAAAGAAACUGCCGAAUCUUAUUUGGGUUCAAAGGUGAAAGACGCGGUUGUGACAGUUCCAGCCUAUUUUAACGAUUCGCAGAGACAGGGGACCAAAGAUGCUGGAGCUAUAGCUGGACUGAACGUUUUACGAAUUAUCAAUGAGCCGACCGCCGCCGCGAUUGCAUACGGACUCGAUAAAAAAGGUGGCGGAGAACACAACGUACUAAUCUUUGAUUUGGGUGGUGGCACUUUUGAUGUUAGCGUUUUAUCCAUCGACGAUGGAAUAUUUGAAGUUAAAUCCACAAGAGGUGAUACUCAUCUUGGUGGUGAAGACUUCGACAAUCGUAUGGUAAGCAAAAUUUUGAUUGAGAUUCAAAGAAAACACAAAAAGGAUUUAUCUCAGAACAAGAGAGCACUACGAAGACUACAUACAGCUUGUGAACGAGCAAAACGAACACUUUCAUCUUCGUCGCAAGCGAGCAUUGAGCUUGAUUCUCUAUUCGAAGGGGUUGAUUAUUCCACCACCAUUACUAAAGCAAAAUUUGAAGACACUUGUUCUGAUCUUUUUCGCAGCACUUUAGUGCCGGUUGAGCAAGCUUUACGUGAUGCCAAGCUAGAUAAAAGUAACAUUGAUGAAGUUGUUUUGGUCGGUGGGUCAACCCGGAUUCCUAAAAUUAAGCAAUUGCUGCAAGAUUUUUUCAAUGGAAAAGAAUUAAACAACUCCAUCAAUCCAGACGAGGCUGUUGCUUAUGGGGCCGCAGUACAGGCGGCUAUUUUAUCUGGCGACAAGGCAGAAGAAAUCCAAGAUGUGCUACUUCUUGAUGUGGCACCUUUGUCUCUUGGUAUUGAGACAGCGGGUGGAGUUAUGACUGCAUUAGUGAAACGAAACACGACGAUUCCUUCAAAAAUUACCCAAAAAUUUUCAACGUAUGCCGACAAUCAGCCUGGUGUUCUUAUACAAGUUUUCGAAGGAGAACGAGCAAUGACAAAGGAUAAUCAUCUUUUGGGAAAAUUCGAACUUUCAGGUAUUCCACCGGCGCCGAGGGGAAUACCUCAAAUCAAUGUAUGCUUUGACAUUGAUGCAAACGGGAUUCUCAACGUCUCAGCGCUAGACGAAAGUACCGGCAGAGAAAACAAAAUUACUAUCACAAACGACAGAGGCCGACUCAGGAAAGAAGAAAUCCAGCAAAUGAUCAAUGACGCAAAUAAAUAUAAAGAGGAGGACGAGAGAGAAAAAAGUCGCAUCCAAGCUAAAAACAGCUUGGAAUCACUUGUGUACAACGUAAAAGCCGCUGUAGAAAACGACAGCUCGAAAAAUAAACUUACAGAAAACGACAGAUCAGCGGUUUUGCAAAAAUGCAAAGAAACCAUUGAAUGGAUUGAAAACAAUCAAGCAGCUUCAAAAGAACAGUAUGAAGAUCAACAAAAGGAACUUGAAAAUAUCUCGUCACCAAUCCUGACUAAACUUCACCAAGAAGCUGGUGGUGCCGGUUUUCACAGAGCCGGCGAUGCGGGACCGAGCUCAAAAUCAGAGUCGUCUGCUGGGCCUACCAUUGAGGAAUUAGACUGAAACCUUGAUAUAAAAUGCAAUAUAUGGAUAUCUAUUCGGUAAUGAUUACUACAACAUAACCUAUUUAAAUACGAUAUGCCUCGUAAUAUAUUCGUAACAUAAUCAAUCCUGAUCAGAACAAUGUGUUUUCUCUGGUAUAAAAUAGUUUAACGAUUAUCAAUGUCCAUAGUAUAAUGUUUGUCAUGGCGUAUUAUGUUUAAAUUAUUUUAUAUAUGUUGCCUAUAAGGUCACAAACAUACGACCUAUAUCGUAUGGUGGUAUCCCUCUCCCCGGUCUAUAUCAUAUAACUGUGUAUUUUGUUUAUAAUUUUAUUUGAUUCAUGCUUGUAUUCUGGUUGAGGAAAUAAAUCUUUCUCUCUCUAAUAAAAAUAAAUUAAUAUCAUUGUUCCUUGUUCGUAAUAAUACAAAAUGAAUCGAAUAAAAUAUGGUAGAUACAGAAAAUAACAAAUAUACUUAUCAUCAUUCUCAAUAAACGUGAGUCAUAUUUGACCAUAUAUGUACACCAAAAUGUCUUUGAAUGCUUUUGCUUUGCAUGAUUGCAUUUCUACUGUUACAUUAUUCUUCAAAACUGAGGGAUGUGAAUUUUUUUCCAGAAGGACAUGUUGUUUUCCACAUCUUGCAUUGGUAACGUUAGAUUACGGUGAAGGUUAUUUGCUAACGUGCUUCAUAAACUCCCCUUCAUUUUGAGGCGAUCAUUAACGCUGUGGAAAGAAUGAUUUAUGAUAAUGUACUUCUUAAAUCCAACGAUCGGUUGGUAACCGGC